Molecule: messenger RNA, 1353 nt
Organism: Nakaseomyces glabratus
Lineage: Eukaryota; Fungi; Ascomycota; Saccharomycetes; Saccharomycetales; Saccharomycetaceae
Gene: ALG1
Product: chitobiosyldiphosphodolichol beta-1,4 mannosyltransferase
Cellular component (GO): endoplasmic reticulum
Molecular function (GO): mannosyltransferase activity
Source: RefSeq, a predicted model, not a curated record
AUGUCUUGGAUACAGAUACCAUGGAGUUGGGUUGUGACCCUAAUAGUGACAUAUUUGUCUCUGCCAUUAAUUAUUUACUAUUUGGUGCCAUAUAUCUUUUAUGGGAAUAAGUCUUCAAAAAAGAGGAUCAUCAUCUAUGUGCUUGGAGAUAUAGGCCAUUCACCAAGAAUGUGCUACCAUGCCAGAAGUUUUAGUGAGAAAGGCUGGCAAGUUGAGUUAUGUGGAUAUGUGGAAGAGCAAGUUCCUGGUUUUAUUGCAGAAGAUCCCAAUAUUAUUGUCCACGCUCUUCCAACGCUGACGCUACAAGGAAACAAGAGAUCAAUAAUAUUUUUGGUAAAGAAAGUAUUGUUCCAAGUUUCUGCUAUCAUUGCUCAAUUAUGGGAGCUUAGGGGCAGUAAUUAUAUGUUAAUUCAGAACCCACCAUCGAUUCCGAUUUUACCAAUUGCUGUUUUCUAUCGUUUGAGUGGUUGUAAACUUAUCAUUGAUUGGCACAACUUGGCAUAUUCCAUUAUGCAAUUGAAAUUUAAUGGAAACUUUUAUCACCCCGUUGUACUUGCCUCAUAUGUCAUAGAGUAUAUUUUUGGCAAGUUUGCUACUUAUAAUUUAACGGUCACUGAGGCCAUGAAAGAAUAUUUAGUCAACAGUUUUGGCUUGAAUCCAAAAAGGUGUGUGGUGCUAUAUGAUAGACCUGCGACACAAUUUAAACCACUCACUGAAAGUGAAUCCCGCACAAAGUUACUAGACUCUGAGUUCAUCAGAGAUAUGAUCCCUGAGGGAUUCAAUGUAGAGAAGGGAGACAAGAUAAUAGUCACUUCUACCUCGUUCACUCCAGAUGAAGAUAUUAGUAUACUGAUUGGUGCGUUGAAAAUCUACGACAACUCUUAUGAGAAUCUUGAUAAAAGCCUUCCAAAGAUUCUCUGUUUUGUUACAGGAAAGGGCCCCAUGAAGGAAAGAUAUGUUAAAGAUGUAGAAGAGCAUGAUUGGCAGCAUGUGUAUGUUAAGUUUGUCUGGCUGAAAUCGGAGGAUUACCCUCGCUUGCUCCAGCUGUGUGAUUAUGGUGUCUCUUUACAUAAGUCCAGUUCUGGCCUCGACUUACCUAUGAAAAUACUUGAUAUGUAUGGCUCGGGUAUACCUGUAAUAGCAUAUAACUACCCUGUGCUUGGAGAAUUGGUUAAAUACAACGAGAAUGGUUUGAAAUUCCUGGACAGAAGAGAACUACACGAGUCAUUGAUCUUUGCCAUGAAGGACCCAGAACUUUACAAGAAAUUGAAGCAGGGGGCUUUAAAAGAGUCCCAAAUUAGAUGGAACUCGAGCUGGCAGUCUGCCAUGCAAGAAUUAAAGCUCGUCGCUUAA